GGACUCUCUGAGAAGGACAUGAGGCAGGACGUGGGGCUUUGUGUCCGUCUGUCUGCCCCAGGACCUCACGCCUUCCUCCUGCUGAUUCCAGUGGAGCCGUCUGAAGGGGAGGAGAGGAGGAUGCUGGAGAAAAUGGAGGAUAUUUUUGGGGAGGGCUGUUGGGGACACACACUGAUCCUCUUCACCCAUGCUGAGGGGCUGAGAGAGAGGAGUGUGGAGGAGUUGCUCCAGACAGGGAGCCAGGAGCUCCAGCAGCUGGUAGAGAAAUGUGGCAACAGGUGUCACCUUCUCAACGUUAAGGACAGGCCUGAUGACACUAAGAUCACACAGCUGCUAGAGAAGAUAGAAGAGAUGGUGUCAAGAAACAGAGAGCAAUUCUAUAGCAGUGAGACCUACCAAGAGGCAGAGAGACAACUCAGAGAGUUAAGGAUGCAGAGCAAACAAGAGGUGGAGGAGAGGAAACUGAGGGAGGAAAGAAAGAAGAGAGAGGAACUUGACAAACGCAUACAGGAGUCUCUGAGGAAGAUGGAGGGAGAGAUUCAGCAGCAUGAAGUAGAAAUUAAAACGAUUAAUCUAAGGGCAACAGAACUGGAGAGAAAAAUGAUAGAGGAGAGGGAUGAGGAGAAGAAAGGAGAGGUGGAGAGGAAAUUAAAGCAUGAGAUUUCCCUGAGAGAGGAGAUGGAGAGAAAACUAAAUAGUUUGGCAGAAAAGAGGAGAGAGAUGGAAGAGAGACACAGAGAGGAAAUGGAGGAAAUGAGAGAGAGCUAUGAGAGAGAGGCCAGGGCUGAAGCAGAGAGAAACCUCAUGAAGAUCAUCCUAACUGCCUGGCAAAGACAUAAUAGCAUCACUCAGCUGAAGAUGGAAGCAGAGUUCAACAGACAAAACGAGCAGAAGAAUGAUGUGAUUGUGCUUUGGGAGCUCAGAGAGAGGGUUGCAAUGUUGGAGAAACUGUCACAUGCAAAAGAUGAGCAGAAAGGAAUGAAUGAGGUUGACAUACUUUUGCAAGAGCAAAAGAGAGAGAUAGAGAGAAUGAAACAGAUGUUGGAGGAGAAGGACAGAGAAAUGGAGAGAAUGACUCUCAAACCUAGAAGAGAGGGAAGUCUGACAGAGAAGGAGCGACUGAAACGGAUUACUCUGAAGCUGAACAGAGAGAUGGAGAAGCUGAGGCAGGAUGUCAGCAAUCUGAGCCACACCCAGUCUCUGCUGAGAGAAGAGUGUGAGAGGGACUGAGCAGCAAUCUGAGCCACACCCAGUCUCUGCUGAGAGAAGAGUGUGAGAGGGACUGAGCA
Molecule: messenger RNA, 1289 nt
Organism: Alosa sapidissima (American shad)
Lineage: Eukaryota; Metazoa; Chordata; Actinopteri; Clupeiformes; Clupeidae
Product: GTPase IMAP family member 7-like
Exons: 2
Coding region: 19-1230 (403 amino acids)
Molecular function (GO): GTP binding
Source: RefSeq, a predicted model, not a curated record